Apus apus (common swift) is the source of this 8920-nucleotide messenger RNA. RefSeq names its product peroxisome proliferator activated receptor alpha (gene PPARA). Gene Ontology annotation, cellular component: nucleus. Gene Ontology annotation, biological process: negative regulation of transcription by RNA polymerase II; negative regulation of inflammatory response; positive regulation of transcription by RNA polymerase II. The record is from RefSeq and is a predicted model, not a curated record. Gene Ontology annotation, molecular function: zinc ion binding; RNA polymerase II cis-regulatory region sequence-specific DNA binding; nuclear receptor activity. The transcript is spliced from 10 exons. NCBI's taxonomy places the organism in Eukaryota, Metazoa, Chordata, Aves, Apodiformes, Apodidae. Bases 391 to 1797 code for a protein of 468 amino acids.
GCGGCUGCGCGGGGGGCUCGGCGCCAGCCGCCCCGGCCCGGAGCGGGGCUGAAGGACGAGCGAGAGCCGGCCCUGGGCACCGCGCUGGCCGUCGUAGGACAUGCACAGACUUUCGCACCGGAGCCUUAGUCCUGGGUUGAAAUUCCUGUACGUCUUUGCAGAAUGUCAAUGGCUUUUUAUUAAUGAAGAACCACCAACGUGCACAUGAAAUGGAAAAGGAACAGAUUCUGGAAAACAACUUCCGUUUCAGCUUCUCAAGAUGCUGCAUGAAAUGUGUCAAAAGACCUAUCAAACAAAUUUAAAAGGGAUGAGAACAGAGGACCAAAUCAACAUAUCUAAACCUGUUAGAUAAGUGUAAAGAAGUUUAAGUGACUGCUCUACUUAAUCAAAAUGGUGGACACAGAAAAUCAGCUCUAUCCUCUUACUCCCUUGGAGGAGGAUGACAUAGGCAGCCCUUUAUCUGGAGAAUUUCUACAAGAUAUGGACAACAUUCAAGACCUUUCUCAGUCUCUAGGUGAUGAUAGCUCUGGAGCUUUAAGUUUAACGGAGUUCCAGUCACUGGGAAAUGGUCCAGGAUCUGAUGGAUCAGUUAUAACGGACACCCUUUCACCAGCAUCCAGUCCUUCAUCCAUUAAUUUUGCCACAGCUCCAGGUAGCAUAGAUGAAUCACCCAGUGGAGCAUUAAACAUUGAAUGUAGAAUUUGUGGGGAUAAAGCCUCAGGCUACCAUUACGGAGUACAUGCUUGUGAAGGUUGUAAGGGGUUUUUUAGAAGAACAAUUCGAUUAAAACUCAUCUAUGAUAAAUGUGAUCGCAACUGCAAAAUUCAGAAAAAAAAUCGUAAUAAGUGCCAAUACUGUCGUUUCCAAAAGUGCCUUUCAGUUGGAAUGUCACAUAAUGCAAUACGUUUUGGACGAAUGCCAAGGUCUGAGAAGGCCAAGUUGAAAGCAGAAAUUCUAACAGGUGAAAAUUAUGUAGAAGAUUCAGAAAUGGCAGAUCUUAAAUCACUUGCUAAAAGAAUUCAUGAUGCUUACCUGAAAAACUUCAAUAUGAACAAGGUUAAAGCCAGAAUCAUCCUUGCGGGGAAAACUAAUAACAAUCCACCAUUUGUUAUACAUGAUAUGGUUACCUUGUGUAUGGCAGAGAAAACCCUGGUGGCAAAAUUGGUAGCCAAUGGAAUUCAGAACAAGGAAGCAGAAGUUCGAAUCUUCCACUGCUGCCAGUGUACAUCUGUAGAGACUGUCACAGAACUUACUGAGUUUGCCAAAUCUAUCCCUGGCUUCUCCAGCCUUGACUUGAAUGAUCAAGUGACACUGUUAAAAUACGGAGUUUAUGAAGCCAUAUUUGCCAUGUUAGCAUCAGUGAUGAACAAAGACGGGAUGCUGGUGGCCUAUGGAAACGGUUUUAUAACCCGGGAGUUCCUGAAAAGCCUGAGGAAGCCGUUCUGUGAUAUAAUGGAGCCAAAAUUUGAUUUUGCAAUGAAAUUCAAUGCACUAGAACUGGAUGACAGUGAUAUAUCCCUUUUUGUUGCUGCCAUCAUUUGCUGUGGAGAUCGUCCUGGUCUUGUAAAUGUAGGACACAUUGAAAAAAUGCAGGAGAGCAUUGUGCAUGUACUGAAACUUCACUUGCAAACCAACCAUCCUGAUGACAUCUUCCUCUUCCCAAAACUUCUCCAAAAAAUGGCUGACCUCCGACAACUUGUCACAGAGCAUGCUCAACUCGUUCAGAUAAUUAAGAAGACUGAAUCUGAUGCACAUUUACACCCUUUACUACAGGAAAUCUACAGGGAUAUGUAUUAAGGAUUUUUAGUAUAUAUUUUUUCCACAAUAUUUAAAGAUGAGAGCAAUACUAGUAACAGAUGGGAGCAAAAUUACUUGCACGGUUAUCUGCUGUUCACUCAGCCCAGAGCAUGAGAAAUCUAAAAGCUGGAUAACUGGAGUGUUACACUUCUUUUGGUUUGGGAUCUUUUGUUUCCUUUUGAAAGAGUUCUGCAGAAAAAUACUGAUCAUAGUGCUCAUGAAGUUUCUUAUAAUGGUACUUUCAUUUGGAAAUUCAAAGAUUGGUAAGGAAUACAUCUUUGUAUAAUAAAUCAGAAUGUUAAGUAACAGAAAUGAACAAAACUGUAUUUCCUCCUGGCUCUUAGUAAUUUUAGAGUUAAUGUAACAAAUUCAGCAAAUUCUCUCCACGUAUAUGCACAAUCAUAAAAAUGAUGCACUUUUGGCUAAUGGUAAUUGCUGAGAACCAACUAACACUUUUUCUUACUGCAGCCAGUCUAGGUGUAACACAUGGUUGGAUAAUACUGUACAUACAUGUCUAAAAAAUUUGAAAGACCUUAGAUCUGCUGCUGCUUUAAUUCCAUGAAAUGCAGUACAGCUUCAUACAGUAUUACACAUUACGGUACUUUAGGAUUAGCAUGUUUAAAUGAAAGUUCUUUUAAAAAAUGAAAUAAAAUCCCAAGAGUAAUCUAAAAUACAGCAGAGAUGCUCCAUUCAGGUGUUCGUUGAGGAGCAAAUGUGAUAAAUCAAUGGAACCCUUUUUUCAAAAGUGUUUUAAGGAAAUAUGUUCCCGAGGAAAAAUAUAUCCUACCAUGUGUAUUUUGGAGAACUUCUAAUAGCUCAAGACACAGUUUUGACUUUAAAAUACUGUUUAGAAUUAGCAAGAGUUUUGGAGAGACUGAAAAGUCUGAUCGUAGCCCUGAAAAAAGAAUUUAAACUGCACAGCUUUCUAGUGCAGUGAUAGCUCACUCUGAAGAAGUGGUUGUAUAGGAAAGGCACCUUCUUUCUUGACAAGCAUCUAAGUGGCAUUGAGUUGUUUGGACCUGUUUAUUUUUCUAAUGAAUACACUGUUUCAUUUUUUCCAGUUAUCCACUUGGAUAUAUGUCUUUCUACUCCUUCUUAGGCCUUACUGGUAGAAGUAUUAGCUAGAUUAUUUCACCAAAUCUUGUUCUCGCAUACAGCCACAGUGGGGGAGGUGACAGUAUUACCAAGAACUGGGGUUGUAGGUGUCGAUUGUGUAAUAUUAUGAAAGAGAGCACAGCUGAGAGAAGUUAUCAUGUUUCUGAGAGCAAACUCAGAUUUUACAAUUGUACUUACUCUGGGUGCAAAAUAAGCCAUAAGGAAAUUGCCUGACUUUACCAUUUUAAAGGAUCUUUUAGCAGAGCACUACACAAAAGUGCUAGUUGCAUGCAAGACACUCUAUUCCUUUUUUUUUUUUUUUUUCUUUUUAAUAUGGUAACUUCACAUCAUUCUUUCCUCAUUUUAUUAUUUGUUUCAUAGGACAAAGAUCUCAGGAGUCAAUUUUCACAAUAGUUAAACAUUCACUGGCACAGGAGGAGUGUUGUUUCAUAGUAGCAUGUUUGAAGACUUCAGAAUCUUAAACCUUCACUGCAAGAAUUAAAUAAGAUCGAUAAAGUGAGAACAUCACAUGAUACUUACUGUAGUCACAACAUUUGUUUCUUUACAGGCCCACAGGCAUGGCUAGACACUGAAUGAAUUACAGAUUUAAAAGCAAUUUGGUAUUUAUCCAGGCAAUGGCUGUUAGCAGAAGUUUUAGUGUCAGAUAUGUUUAGUGUAAAAUAUUGAAGCAUAGGCCUCAGAUUUGGUGACCAGCUGGGGCAGGAUAAAAACAAUAAAUUCUCGUGCACAAAACUUUCUCCCCCUCCCUGUUGCCAGUGGGCAGCAGGAAGAACAGGCCUUGCAUUGCAGCUACUUCUAACACUUCAUUAUGAGAAGUUUUUUGGUCUUACCAGGAAUGAUCAGACAAGAAAUGGGUCUUUUGUGUCUUACAGCAGCAUGUAAUAUGCUCCCAGAAUUAACAAGAGGAUUUUGGCAAUGAUGCUGCUUUAUUCUUCAAGUCAGCCGUGUUCCACUAAGGAGCUGUGGGGUUUAGGCAUAAGACAUAGAGCAUUAAAACAACUGAUAUUCAAUAUUGCUUCCUCAAAAAAAUUGUCAAAAUAUCAGCCAUUCUCUGAUGGCAUGCUGAACUCUAAUAGCCAACUGUUUCAUUUCCUAAAAAAAGGUAUAAGCUGAUUUAUAUUUUUUUCACCCCAAAUCUCAGAUUUAUGCAAAAGGCAAAUUUCAAACUUGUGUUCCAUAGUUUGGGUGCACUGAAGUUUCUCAGGAAAAACAGACACAGUCAGUGUGGAAAAAAAUUCCCACUCUUGCUCUCAAAAGUGGCUAAAACACUUUCCUGAAACUUUUAAAAACAUAGAAAAAUGAAUAAUAAACACAUUCUCAGCAAAACUGUAAAUAAUUGAAACCAGCAUCAUUUAGUAGAAGGCACAGAGUUCAGCUGUAUUAGCAGCUGCUUGUAGCAGGUUCCUAUUAUCAGCAUUAGGAAAGUGCAUAAAUAGGUUUUUUUUCCUGUUCCAGAUACAUUUUGGUUUUGGUGUUGUUGUUUUUUUUACUAAUUCCUGGGACACUGAAGCUUGAUUUUUGUUUUGAACUAAACUGCAAACCUUUAAAAAAAAUAAAUACAUACAUAGGAAUUAAAAUAAUGCAUCUCUGAAUUACAGAAAUACAAACAAGAUGUUAACAUAGCCUACAAUUCCGGAUAGAUGGCACUGCCCCCACUGCUGCACCAUGCUCACACCCACCAUCUCUUCAAGGAACAGCAGACAGGGCAGAGAACUUCUCCUUCAUUACACUUGUAAUAAAGUUCAUUAGCUACUUCAGGAGGUGACUGCAGAAGGCUUUUGCCAGUUAGAUUUCAAAUUACUCAGUUUGUGAUUUUGUUUGGUUUUUUUUAAUUUUGCCAGCUGAACUAGUUUGAGGUGUAUUACUGAGGAGCUUCAGUACAGAUCGUCUAAUCUUUUAAAAUAUCCAUUCUACAGAGGGAAAUAAAGUGAUCAGAUUUUAGGAUUAAAAAAAUAGUUGUGACCAGAUUCUUAUCAACAUACUUUACUAUCGUAGCACCAAAGAACUCUGGUUAGCAAUUAGGUACCCACAAACAGCUUAAGACAAGAGACAGCAGAUGAGUAGAGAGAAGCCUGGUAGACAAUGGUGUGACUUAAGUUUUCAACAAGCAUGCAGCUUACUCAUUUUUGAGGGUUGUUUGAGGUUUUUCAUUUAUUUAUAGAGAUGGCCCAGGUACUUUGACAAAGGGGAAGAAAAAACAGAAGGAAGGUUUUGUGUCAAGUGUUCGAGAUAUCUGAUGUUCCUUUUUAUCUUCUUAAAUAUUUUCUUUAAAAGUGUACUGUCUUCAGUGUAACAGCACACAACUGCCAUUAAAAAAAAAAAAAUCAGCUACUUUGUAGUUUUUUAAAUUUCAGAAUCCCACUUUAAAAACAAAAUGACAGACAAUAGAUAGGAAUGUUUUCCACUUACAGAAACAGAAUCUUUCUAGGGCAUUAAAGAAAUCUAAUUUAUUUCAUUUAAUUGCCAUUUCCCUGUGCCUUUGUUGCUUUGGUUCUAGCCAGCUGCUAGAAAGCUGAAGUGUUGCCAAAGAGUGUAUUUUUGCAUUACUUCUGGCCCACACAGAUUUUGGAAAUACCAGCAGUUGCACUAAGUCUGUUCUCAUGAGAGAGCUAGCACAAGUUUGCAAAUCAAAGAGCUUAUAAUAAGCAUCUAAACAUUUGUUUGUUUAUUCAAACUGCUAAAACCUGGGGAGAUUUAUUCAUCACAAGAGCUGGGUCACAUACUAUUAUGUUUGAAUUUCCUCCUUAUUUCUAAUGGACAGCCUGGGCAACUUGAGCACCAUCUCAGACAAAGCAGUUGGAGAUUACACUGUAGCUGCCUCUGAAGAGGAACAAUUUCAGCUCUGUCUCUCCUUAAAAGCAUCCCUAUCACUUAGUUGAAAACCUGCAACUACGUUUAACAAAUGCAUUUGCAGUUGUUUUGGUAUUGCUUAAGCGUGUAAGGUCUUACAAAUAAUGGUCCUUCCCUGAAAGCCCUAAUCCUUCAGUAAGUCUUGAAAUGUGAGGUGUAGCAUAGGGUAUCUGGUGCUUGCUUCUGUCUCAAGUGCAUUCUUGAUAAUCAAUUGCAGAUUGUUGUUUGUUUGUUUUUGGUUUUGUUUAAUCUAGAUUUAAUCAGCUUCAUUCUCUUUCUUUUACUAGAGAUUGAAAGUAUGUGUGGGUUUGAUCUGAGACUGUUGAUACUGUUAUGUAUUGUGGGAUUUUUUUUUAAUUUAACGUAAUACCAUUUCUUCAUGUUUCAAUUUGUAAAAUACAGUAAUAUAAUUGCAAGAUAUAAACUGUCACUAAAUUAUAUUACAGAGAUGCUUUAAGAAAAAUAUGUAAGUUAUUUAAUUUAAUUUUUUUUAUUUCAUACUUUAUCUUGUGAACCCUUUUGUACAGUGAGGAAAGAUUUACUUUUAUGGGUAAGGAUGAUGGGCCUGAAGUCAAACUGCUAUUUAUUCCUGCCUGGUCUUUGUUACUGUAUCAUUUGUGAAGAAGUAUCACAAAUUCUGCAUGUUAUCAGGGUUUGGUAUUGGCAACUGUAACCAAAUUUUAAAAUACAUUUUCACAUAGAAGGUAGACUUCCUUUUAUUUCAUUUCAGUAAAAGUAAGUCUAGGUGAGGAAGAGCUGUAAUCCCAAAAUGGAGGUAAUAUUUUUAACUCAAGAUCACCAACAUGAAAGAUAGUUUAUAGAAGUUCAUCUUUGAUUUACAGCACCGCAGUUCAUUUUCCUUCACAAUCUGAAAAGAGAGCUAUAAAGAGCUAGAUUCUGUUAGUGCUCCACUGCUGCAAUUUUCUAAGGCACCAGUUUGUGGUUUAUGAGAAAUAACAAUGUGUAUUCAGGAUUUUUUCCUGCUACCUGCACCGAGGUUGAUCUGCAACAUUUGUAGAUGUCUUUUUAAAGCACGUAAUGUGGCAGUGAAAAACACUAUGUUGAAAUGCCAUUACUGGCUUUUCUAUAGUGUUCCCUUUAUGAUUUUAAGUAGAGAUUAAGUCAGAAUCUGUCCGUAGGGAUUCUGUGUCCCGGUGUGAUAAUCUGUGCCUACAGCAUUCCUGCUAACAAAUCCUGACACAGAAACAAAGUUACCUUUUCAAGGUGUACUUUUUAUUUUGCUGUAGUCAAAACACAGCAUCUAGUACAAGCACAGUAUGUUACAAAUGCCCCAGCAAUUAUUUCUAUUUAGUGCAUUUUAUUUGCAACAGAUAAAAUUUUCUUUCCCCAAAUGGCUGCAACUCGAGUUUUUCACUUGAUCAGUGUCACUAUCCAGAUAUAUUGUCCACCAAGACGUUUGUGUUGUAUUUGUAAAAGCUCUACUGGACUUUUUUGUGGUAACCUACAGCUACUUCUUUUCUCAGUUCCAUAGAUAGCAUUGAAAAACACCUAUGAAAGGUACUAACAGCUCACUUUACACUGUAAAUACAUGAUGCAAAUUCAUGUUAACUAAGGGCCAGGGUGUUUCCCCUUUUGUUUUCUCUCAUGUGCUAUCAGGCAUUUAAGAUCUUUUUCAGCUUCUGAAGUUGUUUUCUUAUUUAUUUAUUUUUUUCUUGGACUCCUCUGUUGUGUUAGGCGAUCUUGCCAGAUUCCAUUGCAAGGGUGUUUCAAAACAGAAUUCCUACUGCAAGGACCUCAGUUUCAGACGAGUUGCCUCUGCCCAGGGGAUAAGCUGCAGGUACAAGAGAGAUCAUUAAUCUGAUUGCAGACUGGGCCUUAAAUAAGGACUGCAUGGUAAAGCAUGAGGUACUUAAAGGUUGGGUUUUUUUUUUUUUAAGUAUUUUGGUAUAUUUUCUCAGGUUGGAUGUGCAGGUGCAGUAAUCCCUAGUGUGGAAAAGACACCAGCCUUAUGAUCAAUGCAAGGAGUUAUGUAGCAUUCUUGACACUUGAAAGAAAAAAAUAAUUGGUGGUAUGGGAAAACACUAACCAGCCGAAAUCUUGGCAACAUGCAGGUACUGCGUUCUGCUCCUGCUGUGUGGGAGUGCGGUGUAAUCAUUCAGCAUCUGUUUGUGAUGUGCAGCAGGGCCUGUAGGAAGGUCGGCAAAUCUUCUGCUGGAGGAUUCAUGUGCCACUAACCCCGCAGACAGAAGUGGAAGAACAUUUAUGAUUUUCGUUACUUUAGUAAUAACCAAUCAAAUCGAUGUUUUAAUAUUAUGGAUUUUAACAAGAAUACCCCUCCUAACUGUUUGACCACGUCUGUUGUACCAGCUUCUACGAUGAGCUGCAUUUCGUUUUGCUCCUGCUACUUCACAGCUUUCACAAACAAUUGCUCUGAGAAUUCUUUAGGAAUGGGACACAACAGUUUAAUUACAUCAUGAUGUUGGGACCCUUUAUCACAUCUUAAACUGUUAUCUGACAUGUCACAAAAAAGCACAUACUUGUUAAUGUUACCAAACCGUAAUCACUAGAGCUAACCCAUUGUUUAAUUAAAUCAAGGUAUCAAUAUUAAAGGAAAAAAACCACAACACCAAACAGUCAUUGUUUCCAGUCACCUACGUUAUUAGGCAUUUUUGUGUAUGCUUUAUUACAGUAAAUAUGGAACUUACAAAGAGCAGACAUUUCUUGCAGGGAGUAGUCAAGCCUAAUUCUCAUGGAAUGCUUGUUUCCCAGUAAAAUACCACUAAUUCAAGCCAAGUUCCCAAGUUUCUUUCUGUCAGAACAAUGCAAAUGACAUUUUCAAGAAAGGAAGCCCCGGUCUCACAGGGAUUUAUAGGAAAGACAAAGUCUCUUGCACUUGUGAAUGUAAAAAUUACAUAUAGCUAAGUAUGAUGAUGCAUUCUUAAAUGUUACCAGCCUACUGAUCUAGGAUGAAAAAACUUGAACUAAACAUUUUUCUUCUUUUUUACAUUCUAUUUUUUUUCCCGUCUCCUUUAAAAAUAAGAGGUUGAAUUCAUAGUGUUUGUAUAGAGACUGAAUCUACAUGCUUAAAAAAAAAAAAAAAAAAAGGCAUCCUUUAAUUUGAAUGUAAACACAGUUAAAUCUGAAAUGUGGUUUUGCCUUAAUGGUUUUAAAAGAAUAAAGUAUUUUUAAAAGUGAA